Messenger RNA from Penaeus vannamei (Pacific white shrimp), 462 nucleotides. NCBI's taxonomy places the organism in Eukaryota, Metazoa, Arthropoda, Malacostraca, Decapoda, Penaeidae. The record is from RefSeq and is a predicted model, not a curated record.
ACAGGCUGGUCCGACGCCUGAGGCCCAGGAGACUCGUGUCUGUGGUGAAGGCGAUGCCCUCCGUCCCGCUGAUAGUCAAGUUUCCCAAGAUCAGCGUGGAGAGUACUCUCGGGGAUGAACUCAUUUCGACUUUAAAGAAUAUGGGAAUCCGUGACCUUUUCUCAUCCGCCGCCGAUCUGACCGACUUCACACAUGUUCGAGGAUUAAUGGUGAAUGGAGCGAUCCACAAGGCCCUUAUAGAGGUGGACGAAGAAGGCGCAGAGGCGGCAGCGGCGACGGUGCUCGCUGUGACUAAGUCUAGUCCAAUGCCUCCAAAGACGACGUUCACGUGCAACCGGCCCUUCGUUUUCUACAUUAAAGAUAACGAGGCGAACAACAUCCUGUUCAUGGGUGUUUAUAGGGGUCUUUGAGGGUCCUCUGCUGGACCUUGUUAUCAUUAUGGUUGGCAUUGUUCUUGUUGAU